This is a messenger RNA of Ailuropoda melanoleuca (giant panda), 6973 nucleotides long. It is a transcript of the gene LBR, whose product is annotated as lamin B receptor. Bases 1860 to 3713 code for a protein of 617 amino acids. Gene Ontology annotation, molecular function: Delta14-sterol reductase activity. NCBI's taxonomy places the organism in Eukaryota, Metazoa, Chordata, Mammalia, Carnivora, Ursidae. Gene Ontology annotation, biological process: cholesterol biosynthetic process. The transcript has 14 exons. Gene Ontology annotation, cellular component: nuclear inner membrane. The record is from RefSeq and is a predicted model, not a curated record.
GGCGGGGGCAGGGGGCAAGGCCAGGCGUUUGCCUUGCUGGCCUUGGGCCCUGGGCCCAGGUGCGCAAGGGAAGCCGGCAGACUUGCUUUGAGCCUCCCUUUGUCAGCUGUAUUUGGACUGGUCUGGAAAAGUGAAAGUGACCAAAGACCCUUGUAAUACUGUGGUCUCUGAUGGGCAGCAUUCUGUGGUGUUAAUAAAUAGUAACAUAUUGGAGCCCAAAUGUGUGAGGAUCCCUGUGCUAAUUGACAAGGAAGUUAGCCAGCAUGUGGCUUCAUAGUGAAAACCCGGGUUGGUGGUAUUCAGUAAACAGACUUUUCCUUUCCACUCUUGGCUGAAACAUCCCCUCGAAGUGAGGCCUUUCCCUGUGGGUCUGGACUGCAUCAGGUGGGGGCAUCGCGGCAGUGAGGCUGGUGUGUCCCAUCCUGGCUGAUUCAGUCCUGCAGGAGAUUCUGUUGGGAGGUGGCCAUGCUCUCACAAGUGUGGGAGGAGCUUGGGCAAAGUGGAGGUGCUCAUAAUGUUGUGGUUUCAUCUUUUGGAUCAUUUGUUGAUGGUACCACAGUGGUCUCCUAGGGAGAGGGCUGGCUUGGGUUUUCUUCUUCAGCCACCAUGGAAAACACCCCUGUGAAGUCCAAAUUCUUGUCUUUUUUAAAAAAUCAAGCUUAGCAACCCAACAGAUAUCUACCACGUAUCUUAAUUUGUGUAACCCAAAAUAUUUAAUCGAAAGACGGCAGUAAAUAAAUGUUCAGAGAGGUACAGUAUCUGCUCCAAGGGCUUUUUAAGAAAUCAUGUUUUCCAGUCUUUGAAGAGUUGUUUGAAACCUGAACGGCGUCUUCGUGUAGCAUGAUGCAGUUGUCUUCUUUCAACCCUGAUAGACCAGCCUCAGAGCAUCAGUCCCAGUAACAGCAGUGUGAUUUUAGGGGGUCCAGGGAGAAGGAGGGGCACGAGAGAAGAAGGGCACAUUUCCUUCCUCUUUCUCAGUAUUUGGAGACUCUCGGACCUGAAUGUUGAAACAGGCAAGGUUUGCUUUUGUCACCUUCCUUUUUGUCCCCCUCUCUGUGACCCAAGGUGUCCACUGCCCCCUGCUUGCCAAGGGCCCUCAGGUGCCGCCUCAGCCAGGUGUGACUUCAGCCCCAAAGCUUCUGGCUCCUCUGCCCCUUGUCGGAUCCCACAGCCCUUCAUUAGCCCGCGAUGCUAUCUCAGGUGGGCGCGGGCAGAGAGCACCCUCUCUGCUUGCGUGUGAUGACUGACACCCUCUAAUCACUGGAUAAGUGGCUGGGUUUGCUUUCAUCUACCAGCCCAGCUCAUAUCUUUCUAAACAAGUGAAGUUUGUGAAGUAUUUUCUCAGGCAAUUAACAGUGAAGAAAUGUGCUUAUGAAAGGUUUUCCCCUGGAGGGGUGGGGUAAUGCCGCUGUGUCCUUCCUUAACUCUGGAGAGCUGCUGGGGUGCCCGCACGGCGUUGGACAGUCGGCUUUGGACAGCGGUGGGGUGAGGAGGCCUACUCACGGGUCCAGUCUAGCAGGGGUUCAGCUGGCCAGAGGAAGGUGACUGGGGAGCAUUUCUCUGCGGGACUGUCUGCUGCUUAGACCGGGCCCCCAGCCUGUUCAGCUGCUGGUGCAGAAGGUGGGAAGCACUCGGUUUGGUCACGUGGCAGUGGGACUCUGCCGCUCGGUGUCCGGGGAAAGCUUGGGGCCCCGAGAGCUGGAAGCACCCAGUGCCCGUUGAUAAUUGAAGAAGGGUGGCCAGCAGGCCGCACCUAAGUGGUCAUUCCUGCAGGCUGAGGGUGCUUUCUUGGAGCUGUUGAAACGCGGCUCUGGGACCAUGUGGAAAAGAACGUUGUAGCCACAGACUGAUUUUUCAAAAUGCCGAGUAGGAAAUUCGCUGACGGGGAGGUGGUAAGAGGUCGGUGGCCUGGAAGUUCGCUUUACUAUGAAGUCGAAAUUCUGAGCCAUGACAGCCACUCCCAGCUCUACACUGUCAAGUACAAAGACGGCACUGAACUUGAACUGAAGGAGAAUGAUAUCAAGCCUUUAACUUCCUUUAGACAAAGGAAAAGUGGCUCAACUUCCAGCUCUCCCUCCAGACGCCGAGGGAGCAGGUCAAGGUCGCGCUCCAGAUCCCCGGGUCGACCACCUAGAAGUUCCCGGCGAUCCGCCUCUGCUUCGCACCAGGCCGACAUUAAGGAAAUGAGGAAGGAAGUAUUGGAAGUAAAGUUGACUCCGCUGGUGUUGAAGCCAUUUGGGAACAGCAUCAGCAGAUACAACGGGGAGCCUGAGCGCACAGAGAGGGAUGGCCUGCCUCACAGAAACACCGAGGAAAAAUUCCAUUUGUCGGAAGAAAGUAGUUAUAUAUCUACACAGUAUAGCCUUCGGCCAAGAAGAGAGGAGAUCAAAUUAAAAGACAGAGAUUCUAAGGAAGAAAACGUUGCAACAAAAGGGUCUACAUUGUUGAAAACCUCUGAAGGGCCAGCCACGCAGACCGAGGGCCUGGAGUUCGGGGGAGUCCCUGGUGUGUUUCUCAUCAUGCUUGGCCUGCCUGCCUUCCUCUUCCUGUUGCUGUUGAUGUGCCAACAGAAGGAGCCCAGUCUUCUGAACUUCCCGCCUCCUUUGCCAGCUUUGCCUGAUUUGUGGGAAACCAGAGUGUUUGGGGUCUACCUCCUCUGGUUUUUUCUUCAGGCCCUGUUCUACUUACUGCCAGUUGGGAAGGUUGUGGAAGGAGUGCCUCUUACUGAUGGAAGAAGACUCAAGUAUAGAUUGAAUGGGUUCUACGCUUUCCUGCUGAGCGCCGCGGCCGUCGGGGCGGCUGCGUACUGGGGCGUGGAGCUGCUGUACGUGUACCGGCACUUCCUGCAGCUGGCGCUGGCUGCCCUCGCCUUCGCCGCGGGCCUCAGCGCCUACCUGGCUGUGCGGGCUGCGGGGGCACCCCCGGCCGCCCUGGCCCCCGCCAGCUCCGGAAAUGCCAUCUAUGAUUUCUUCAUCGGCCGCGAACUUAAUCCUCGGAUUGGUACUUUUGAUCUCAAAUACUUUUGUGAAUUGCGCCCAGGAUUGAUCGGAUGGGUGGUUGUGAACUUGGCGAUGCUUUUGGCUGAGAUGAAGAUACAGAAUCGAGCCACUCCAUCCUUAGCGAUGAUUUUGGUGAACAGUUUCCAGCUCUUGUAUGUGCUGGACGCGCUCUGGAACGAGGAAGCGUUGUUGACAACCAUGGACAUCACCCACGAUGGGUUUGGAUUCAUGCUGGCUUUUGGAGACUUAGUGUGGGUUCCCUUUAUCUACAGCUUUCAAGCCUUUUAUCUCGUCAGCCAUCCCAAUGAAGUGUCCUGGCCCAUGGCCUCUCUGAUUAUUGCUCUGAAACUUUGUGGAUAUGUAAUCUUCCGAUGUGCAAAUUCUCAGAAAAAUGCAUUCCGGAAAAAUCCCAGUGAUCCAAAGCUUGCACAUCUAAAAACCAUCCAUACUUCCACCGGAAAAAAUCUUCUAGUUUCUGGAUGGUGGGGCUUCGUUCGUCACCCCAAUUACUUGGGUGAUCUCAUCAUGGCCCUGGCGUGGUCCCUCCCCUGUGGUUUUAAGCACGUUCUGCCCUAUUUCUAUGUGAUCUACUUCGCCGUGCUGCUGGUCCACCGCGAGGCGCGUGAUGAGCGCCACUGCCGGAGGAAGUACGGGCUGGCCUGGGAGCAGUACCGCCAGCGCGUGCCCUACCGCAUCGUGCCGUUCGUCUACUAGCGCGGCCGCCUCGCCGGGGCGCUGCCGGGCUCUCACUUUACCAGUCAGGACUAUGGAGCCAAGUGGUCCAAUUAACCUCGCCAGGUUUGUUAUUAAACCACAACAGCUCACAGGAGGAAACAGGUAAAGGUGUGAGGAUUUGCUCUAAUGGGAAAUGGUCAAUUCUUAAAGUCUUGUAAAUGCACUGAAAAUACCAUUGGAAAGUCAUCAAAACCCAGACACCAAAUUGUGAUUUUGUCAGUGGUAUUUCUUAUGUGAAACCAACUGUGACCUUUGAAGCACGUUUAUGUUUCCUUAUAUUUAGAGAAGAGAAUUUUCAUCCAUUUUCUUUUGAACUAAAUCAUUUCCUAGUUAAGUGAUUUGUACGUAGACCCUGGCCCUGCAUUAACUGCUCUCUGUGAAGAGAGGGGGGAGAUUGUUAGCAGCCGUGGAUGAAGGAAGAUCGUCAGGGGUAGUUCGCUUACCCUUAGCUUCUAGAACCGCAUUUGAAAAUGUAAAUACGUAGCUUUCAUGUAAUAUAUGGGAACUUCAGAUUUUUCUGUACAGUAUUUUGAAUGUGAAAUAGGACUAAGUAUCUUUUUAAUGAAAACAUUUGCAGUAUUUUAAAUUAAGUUUUAUAAAGUAAUACAUGUCAAUUAAAAAUUGCAGAACAAUUAGAAUUCAUUUAACGUUGUAUAAAGAUGCUGUUAAAACGUAGGAAGGGUAUUUUUCUUAAUCCAGAGUUUGUGAAUUUGGCUUCGCUACCUCAACCGCGGCCGUUCGUUUGCCUUUAUAAACUGUUGCUGAUAAAAAAAAAAAUAGAAUAUAUAUUUUUGCAGUAACAUCACUAUUUAAGCAUUUUUACACAGAUUGGUGUUUGAAAACUUGCCAUUUCAGGCUGAUAUUUUUGUAUUUUUUUUUUACUUUUUUUUUUUUUUUUAAAUAAAACUGUAGUUUUGCUACUGUUGAGGUCAUGCCGUUCAUACUGUAUUUUGUGCAUCCCUUAGAGUCCCAGAAUGCUGCUCCCGGUAAAGGAGGGUGGCGUUCAUCUAAGAGCAGGAGUUCAAAACCAUUUCUCUAUUUUGGUUUAAUACAUGUGUGUAGGGUCGCUCUAGCUAUUAAGUUCUAGUUGAGAGAGUCUUGUCCUAGAAUGGAACAGUAGCGAAUUCACUAAAAUUUUGUGUUCAAAAUUAAAUUGUUCUCAGUAUCUUAAAUAUAGGGAAAUCUAGUAAAUAUAGUGUGUAUGUUUGGGUUUUUAAGGGUGCAUUUUACAUACGAGACACUUGGGUGUGACACCCGUUCUGGGUGGCCGCUGGACGGUGUGGACCGGGCUCCGUCAGUGUGAUCACCAAGUCGGCUUGCUCUUGAAACCUUGUUUAGGGGAAUUUGUCCGUGUCUUCUUCUCACUGAUGGAAGCAGGCAGUUUUUUGAUUACGCUUUUCUCCUGGUGUUGGAAAGAGGGUCUCCGCGUGUUCUGUGCUUGACUGACCAAGGAAGCUGUGGGUCAGGAAGGAGGACAUUUCAUUUUUUCUCUGGUAAUGAGAAGAGAGCUUUUACCAGCAUAGUGUUGCCGUUUCUGGAUGUCAGCUAUGAUUUGUUGUUCAUUUUGUUUUUGACACAUUUGACAAGUUUAAUGAUGAAGUUUUAAGUUGGAAAUAAAGUUGAAAAUAAAGAUGUUGACCUUUGCACUUGAGAGCCUCUUUUCCCCACUCUGACUCUGGAGUUGUUGGCUCUAACCCAGGAGCCUGGAGGUGACCACCGCCAUCCUCCUGGGCCACAGGGGAUCCAAAAGGCGUCCUGGGCCCACGGCUCUUGGCACUGAGGCUCGCCGAAGGUUGGAACUUGAAGGGCUAAGUUGAGGGGCCCAGAUUGUGGCCAUGUAUUUAGUCCUCAUUUGAGAAAAUAGAGAAACGAUCAGAACCAUUCACAGUCGGGGCUACGCUCACGAGCUUGUAUGAGCCACGCAAGUGUCUAAGUGCGUGGAGAGACCGAGCACGUCUGUGACGUGUUUGUGUGUCUGUGAGAGGAGGCCAGAGGCUCACCUUGGUCUCUGCCCCUGGACUGUGGGGAGAAAAGGCCCCGGCUCCAGAGCUCAUGGUCUGUUAGCAAAUUGUGUCUAAUUCCAAAAGCUACUUCAGCAAGUGAGUUGGACCAAAUAUUUUCAUUUCUAACCGACAGGAACUAGGAUCUCAUUCUUUUCAGCAGUGCUGCGUGUAAUUAGCUUAUGUGGUUUUGGAUGGUUACCUUCAGACCAAGUUCCUAGAUGACACCAUGGAUCUGGGUGUGGGCCCCGCACUGCAUGCUUGCCCAGAGACAGCGGGCUGUGGGUCAGUCUGCACGCGCGGGGGGCGUGUCUGCCGACAUGCCUGCUGCUGAGGGAGGGUGGCCGCAGAUGUGGCUCCGGGCCGUCCUCCAGGCGGAGUGAGCUCGGGUGAGACUUGUCGCGCUGAGCACCAGCUUCCGUCCAGAGCAGUGCCGCUGCCACCACCCCACGGCACAGGCUGGCCUGCGGAUCGGAUCGCCGUUCCGACUCGCGCUCCACCCCGUGCUCGGUACUAGAGACCCUGCUGGCGGAAACACAUUUUGGUAGUGACCGAACGUGCUCCCCGCUCGCGAUUGGGGUGCCAGUGGGAUGAGGUCUGGUGACGUCCCAGAACCCCUUAAGAGAAGAUCUGCGUGUGUCUCAGAAGCCUUCGGUCAGGCCAGCGGGGUCGCAUUCUGGGCUCUGUGCAGCCCGGGAACGAGUUCCCGAGAACUAGCCCCCGUGUAGACUGGAUGGCUGGUGACCGCAGAGAUCGCUGUUGCCGGCGUGCACGCUCGGGAAAGGGAGACCUCACCUGGGACGGUGCACGUGGGUCCUGUGUGCGGAGAACGGAGCGGCUGGCAGAUCCCCCUGCAAGUGCGGGGGGCGACCAACUGCACCUGGCCGAUCUGGCCAGACACGGAUGUCUCCGUGAAGGGUGUUGGCUACACGUCACGGUCUCACAACACGUCAGUCUGGCUCAAGUCAGACAUGAAAUGGUUUGGUACAUACGUUUAUUUCUCAUUCUUCUCACACAGCAGUGCGACCUGCAUUGUGAUCCAGUGACUAGGGGGUCUCUUCGUGGGUAAAUACACCGAGGUUAGAAAGUUUGAGGGUAAGCCAGUGGUUGUCAGAAUUCCUGACCGCUCAGGUGUCUGAUAGAUGGGGCAUUCAAACGUGUAGAGUUCGGAGUCUGUCUGCGCAGAAGCAUCUGCUCUUUCAGUAGAAAUCUAAAAAAAAAAAAAAAAAAAAAAAAAAA